This is a messenger RNA of Puntigrus tetrazona (Sumatra barb), 821 nucleotides long. Its product is annotated as kinesin-like protein KIF14. The transcript has 4 exons. The coding region runs from base 135 to 632 and encodes 165 amino acids. The record is from RefSeq and is a predicted model, not a curated record. NCBI's taxonomy places the organism in Eukaryota, Metazoa, Chordata, Actinopteri, Cypriniformes, Cyprinidae.
UCAUCACAGCGCUGCACAAAGAGCCUCAUUUUGUUCUGUUUGUGUGUAUGUGAGCAGUGUUUGUCUGCAGUACCGAAGCUCAGACUCAUCUAGUGAAGGCCACGUCUGCUGUUGAAAGGGCUGUGUUCAUUACCAUGCACUGGGCCUCCAGCAUUAAGCCCAGCUCUGAUUCUGUGUCUCAGAGAGCUGAGGAGCUCAAGACGCAUGUCAAGAAAAUUGGAGGCUACCUUCAGUUGCUCAUUCAGGGCUGUGACUCGGAGAUCUCCUCCAUGGUAACAGAGGCCCACAGGAGGGUUGCAGAGUGUAUGAACGUGGCUCUCAAAACCAUCGGUUUUCUGGCGGCAGUGAAUGGGACCCAUCUUCUUUUGACUGAACACGGCUCAGAAAUCAUAGACAACAGGCCGGUGGUGGAUUGUUUGCGGGAUGGGAUUCGUCAGAGUGUGAGCGACCUCCUCCUCGCUGGUGAGAAGAUCGCCACAGAGAUGCAUCGAGAUCUUUCAAUUCAGAGAUCCAGCGCGGUGGACGUCGCCGGCUCUCUGCAGAGCUACUUCCGCUGCUGUUUGUCGGUACGCCUCACAAACGGCUGUUGUCUGUCACCGAGUGUAAAAUGUUUUCAGCCCGACAACGACUGAGAGGGACGGCGCUUGUAAAACGCCGAACCUGAGCGCUCUUAUCACACGUCUUGGGUCGUUCUGCUGUUUACAAAAUAAAUGGUUUGAGUGGAGUGUCAUCUGUCACCUUAAUGUGGCUGUAACUGUUAUCUUCAAUACACAAACUACAGGCUCGUUGUUAUUGUCCGGCAAGAGAACGUGGGAUGCUGG